Carcharodon carcharias (great white shark) is the source of this 1805-nucleotide messenger RNA. RefSeq names its product F-box only protein 24-like. Gene Ontology annotation, molecular function: protein binding. NCBI's taxonomy places the organism in Eukaryota, Metazoa, Chordata, Chondrichthyes, Lamniformes, Lamnidae. The transcript is spliced from 10 exons. The record is from RefSeq and is a predicted model, not a curated record. The coding region runs from base 1 to 1779 and encodes 592 amino acids.
AUGACCAGCAGAGGCAAACUUCAAAAAUAUUCCCGAUUAAAUAAAACUGAGAGGGCACCCAGUGUGAAGAGAAGGCGGAUUACUUUCUCCAGGCUGGAUGGACAAUGUGACCUUGGUGGAGGAUUUAGCAUCAAAAAGGACAGAACAGGUCCCUUCUCCAUCCUGUCGAUCCCUCCUGAGUUACUUGAUCAGAUCAUAUCUGACCUGUCGGUGAAGGAUCUGGUGAUGCUGGGACAGACCUGCCGCUACUUUCACGAGUUCUGCAACAAUGCAGCCGUUUGGAAACGCAUCAGCCGGAAGUUAUCACCGAGGCUAAACAGCGAGGAGACAACAGAGGACAGCUUCUGGAAACGAGCCUCCAUCCUGAACUAUACCAAAGGCCUGUUUUUCCAGACAUUUGGAGGUCGUAGGAAGACGGUGAGCCGGACUGUUGCCCCUCACCUGUCACACGGAUACCGCAAGUUCAUCCCGACAAAGGACAAUGUCUUCAUCCUGGAUUACAGCGGAACCCUGUUCUUCCUGAAGAAUGCCCUGGUCUCCUCCACACUCGGACAGAUCCAGUGGAAGAGGGCGUGUCGCUAUGUUGUUCUGUGUCGAAAUGUAAAGGAUUUUGCAACUGACCCGAGGAAUGAUACAAUAUACCGGAAAUAUUUAUACGUGUUGGGUACGAGAGACAUUCCUCCCUUGGUGACCCAAGACCCUGGUAAUUGCACCCACACUUGUGACUGUGUGGAGGUAUAUCUACAGUCCAGUGGCCAGCGGGUGUUCAAGAUGACCUUUCACUCCUCCAUGCGAUUUAAGAAGAUCAAGUUGGUGGGUCAGGAGACUGAACGCUCUCUGCUGUUGUUGACGGACGAUGGCAAGAUUUACAGUUUAACAAUCAAUGAGACCCAACUGGACCAGCCGAGAUCCUACACUGUCCAACUGUCCACACGAAAAAUCACCAAAUGUCUCCCUCAUAUCACCAUCUCAGAGGUGCACUCCAACCAGAGCAGUGCCCUCUACAUCACAGAUUCUGGAGCUGUUUAUUUGGAAGUCCACACUGCUGGUGUUUAUCGAGACCUCUUCGGGACUCUGCAUGCCUUCGACCCCUUUGACCAACAGAUCCCACUGGCCCUGGCUCUUUGUUCCAAGGUCAUCAGCUGCUCCUUGGGAUACAACCAUCUGGGAUUGGUGGAUGAAUUUGGCCGGAUUUUCAUGCAAGGAAACAACCGUUAUGGACAACUCGGAACAGGAGACAAGAUCGAUCGAGGAGAACCCACUCUGGUGCCGUAUCUGAAGAGGCCGGUGGAUAUCUGGUGUGGGCUGAAUCAUUCCCUGGCCCUGUCCCAAGUCAGCGAUUUCAGUAAAGAGGUUCAUGGCUGUGGCUGUGGAGCUGGAGGGCGACUACCAGGCUUCCCGAAAGGCAGCGCGUUCUUCGUCAAACUGUACGUUCAGGUCCCUCACUGUACCAAGCUGCUGUGCUCCACCCGCGAGUGCCUCUAUAUGCUCUCCUGCUUCGACAUCAGCAACGUGUUAGUGUUCCGGGAACUCCCCUCCACCAAGGUGCGGAGCCAGGGUGCCGACUCGGAGAUGGAGGGGACCCGCCUGUGCGCCCACUACCUCAGCCAGCUGGAGAACUGCAGCAGCCUGGGGGAGCAGAUGGAGAAGAUGAAGGAGAUUAUUAACCAGAUGGGGCUUUGCAGCUACCAGAAAGACUUCCUGCAAGAAGCCAUCAGCACCCUCCAACGCUCGACCGGGGGCUCGGUGGCUGUCGCGGCCCGAGACUGUGCACUGUGACCACGCUCCCACCCCGAACCCUCACC